Exophiala viscosa is the source of this 1420-nucleotide messenger RNA. Its product is annotated as Alpha/Beta hydrolase protein. NCBI's taxonomy places the organism in Eukaryota, Fungi, Ascomycota, Eurotiomycetes, Chaetothyriales, Herpotrichiellaceae. The transcript has a single exon. The coding region runs from base 232 to 1299 and encodes 355 amino acids. The record is from RefSeq and is a predicted model, not a curated record. Gene Ontology annotation, molecular function: hydrolase activity.
CCCGGAUCGCGGCGUCUUGAAUUGAUGAGCACCACAUCUCCACUUGUAUCCGGACGCUGACCUGCAUACACCGCGGGGUAAUACUAAUCAUAACACUGCUACAGGCGCCUACUCGACCGCUGCUUGCAAACAUACCCACUGCUUUCAAGCCAGCAGCAACUUCAUCAGAUAUAACCCCGCGUGCUGGCCGCCACAUGCCUUUCUGAAGCCCAACACCGUCCCACCGCAAAGAUGGUCAAAGUAACCAGGCACGACUUCACCACUAGAAGUGACAAGACACUGUCAUACCUAGACGCCGGUCCACACGAUGGUCCUCUCAUGAUAUUCAUCCACGGCUGGCCAGCCAUCGCCUCUACAUGGACCCCCCAACUCACGACCUUUGCCAGUCUAGGCUUCCGCGUGGUCGCGCCUGACAUGCCAGGCUAUGGCGUGUCGUACAAAACCAAAGAUAAAAGUGACUACUCAAUGCAGAACGUCGUGACAACACUCCUAUCCCUGCUAAAGCACCUCGAGCGCCGCGAGGCCAUCUGGAUAGGCCACGACUGGGGCGCAUCCGUUGUAUGGGCGUUCCUAGCACACAACCCUGAGUUCUGCACGGGCGUUGUCAACAUGUGCAUCCCAUAUCGGACGCUCGAAAUGGGUGUGGACGAGCUGAUCAAGUACGCCAACCGCGACAUCUACCCGGAGGACGAGUACCCGAACGCUCAGUGGGACUACCAGGUCUUCUACCAGGACCAGGCAAAUCUCGACAAGGCAAUCGCAUUUUAUGAGGUGGACAUCGACAAUUUCCUCAAAGCCAUUUACCGUCCCCAAAAUUCCGCAGGUCACGACAAGCCCGCCAUUACGGCAACGGUGUGCGAGGAUGGCGGAUGGUUUGGAGGCGCGGACAAACCACCUCAGACACCCCUGGAGACAUCACUGCUGGACGAGCACACGCUCAGAGACCUUGGGGAUGCGUUUCGGGCUGGAGGCUUCUGGGCCCCUACGGCGUACUACCUCAAUCAUGACGCGAACAAGGAGUGGGCGGAGGACUGGUCGGUGAACGAGGGCGUGGUUUCCAUCCCCACGUUGUUCAUUGAGGCGCUGCACGACCAUGUCGCGGGCACGCAUAACUCCACCGUGAAGGAGCCGAUGCAGAGUUACUGUCGAAACCAUACCGAGGUGAGUAUCGAGGCUGGACAUUGGGUCGCGAUGGAGAAGCCGGAACAGGUCAAUGCGGCGAUUGCGAGGUGGAUCCUGACUGCUAUACCGUCGGCCUGGCCGUUUGAUAAAAAGACACCGUUGAAAAAGAAUAGGUAGGAUGGCGAGUCGGUGAGCCAAAAGGGAAUCAUAGACAUACCAGGACAAAGAGGACUUCAUGAGUGAGGACAUGAAUGAUAAGAUUUUACCGAAUUCUUCAUCUCAAACAAGACAGCCAACA